Prunus armeniaca (apricot) is the source of this 1152-nucleotide messenger RNA. The record is from the annotation of a GenBank genome assembly. NCBI's taxonomy places the organism in Eukaryota, Viridiplantae, Streptophyta, Magnoliopsida, Rosales, Rosaceae.
AUGAAAGCAGGAGCAAUAUAUAAAGCAAGCAAGCUCUUAUUCACUUACCAGUGGAAUAAAACUAGAGUACUUAGAGUGAGAACAACAGAUAGAGCUAGCCUGCUCGGUGCUUGUGCUAGCCGUCGAGCUGAGGCACGGGCAUUCUUCGUUUUCGGAGAUUCUCUGGUGGACAAUGGCAACAAUGACUACUUGGCCACCACUGCCCGGGCAGACUCUUACCCUUAUGGCAUAGAUUAUCCAACUCACAGACCCACCGGCCGUUUUUCUAAUGGCCUUAACAUACCAGACAUUAUCAGUGAGCAACUUGGCUCAGAACCCACAUUGCCAUACUUGAGCCCUCAACUCACUGGACAAAACCUACUUGUCGGUGCCAACUUUGCUUCUGCUGGGAUUGGAAUUCUCAACGACACUGGCAUCCAGUUUCUCAAUAUAAUCCGAAUCUACAAGCAAUUGGAAUAUUUCGAGCAAUACCAGACAAGGGUGGCUGCCCUAGUUGGACCUGAACAAACUCAACGACUUGUUAACCAAGCACUUGUUCUUAUUACUCUUGGUGGCAAUGAUUUUGUCAACAACUACUACUUGGUGCCCUUCUCUGCUAGAUCUCGCCAAUUUUCUCUGCCAGACUAUGUUGUGUACCUCAUUUCUGAGUAUCGCAAAGUUCUAGCGAGGCUACAUGAAUUAGGAGCUCGGAGGGUUUUGGUGACAGGAACAGGACCACUAGGGUGUGUUCCUGCAGAGUUGGCUCAGCACAGCAGAGCCGGUGAAUGCUCGGUUGAGCUGGAGCGAGCUGCUUCUUUGUUCAACCCACAACUCGUCCAAAUGAUCAAUGGUCUCAACAGCCAGAUUGGCUCAGAUGUCUUUGUUGCUGCAAAUGCAUAUGAAAUGCACAUGGAUUUUAUCUCUAACCCUCAAGCUUAUGGAUUUGUGACUUCAAAGAUAGCAUGCUGUGGGCAAGGGCCCUACAAUGGGAUUGGGCUAUGCACAAUUGUCUCCAACUUGUGCCCAAACAGAGAUUUGUACGCGUUUUGGGAUGCAUUCCAUCCUUCUGAGAAGGCCAACAGAAUCAUUGCGCAGCAAAUCCUGACAGGGUCCAACAAGUACAUGAACCCAAUGAAUCUCAGUACUAUUUUGGCCUUGGACUCUAGGACCUAG